Molecule: messenger RNA, 1039 nt
Organism: Brachypodium distachyon (stiff brome)
Lineage: Eukaryota; Viridiplantae; Streptophyta; Magnoliopsida; Poales; Poaceae
Product: poly(U)-specific endoribonuclease homolog
Exons: 1
Coding region: 252-677 (141 amino acids)
Source: RefSeq, a predicted model, not a curated record
CCACGGCCCCUUCCAUUCGUAUAAGGAAUCUCUCCCCUCCUCGCCUUUUCCACCGUUCUCCGUUUCGCUCGCCCUGCGAUUCUACGGCUUUGUGCUAUCUUCUAGUGGGUCCCACCGAACCCACAGCUCUUCUUCUGCUCACGCUUUUUAAACAAGUUUCCUUUUUCCCCUUCGUAUUUUCCUGGUCCCUCCCUGCCGCUAUCGGCGAUCCCGUCCCGCCGCUGCCCGUCGGGACGUCGAUCUGCGGGAGGAUGGAAGCGCCGCUCGGGAAGCGGAAGGAGCGCGAGUAUUCAUCCACCUCAGAGCAGCAGCAGCAGAAGGCGCUGUUCCCGGCGCUGCCCGGGAAAACAGAGCUGCGCAAGCCGUUUCCCCUGUCUCGGUUCGCCGCCAAGCCUCCUAUGCCGCCCCCGCCGUCGCCCCAGGGCGGAAGCAGCAAGCUCCUCGCUGGGUACUUGGCGCACGAGUACCUCAGGUUCGGCACGCUCCUCGGGGAGAGGCCGGCCGCGCCGAGCCGGAAGGAGCCCGCCACGGCGCUCCCCGCGCCCACGCCCACGCCCGCACCCGAGCCGGCGAUGAGAUACGCCGAGGCGUCGAGGCUUCUGAUGGCGGGCGGUCCCCGGAUCCCCGGCAUCGUCAACCCGACGCAGCUCGGCCGCUGGCUCCGGAUAAAGGAGUGACAGGCGGCGGCGCGCAUUGGCCGGUGGUGCUCCGCUGCGCACCGCGCGCGCGGCCCCCGAGGCAGCCGUCCCGGCGAUGAACGGGAGGUUUUGGACAUAGCAAGCGGUGGUUAUGACUUUCCUCAGGUUUUUUAAUUGUAUUAUGUUCAGGUACUACUAGCAAUUUCCAUUUAGUUCAUGUAGAUUUGAAUGAGAAACUGGAGGCAUUAGCUUUUGACGUGUUGUUAUACUGUUCGUGCAAUGUCAAACUAUCUGUCUGAAUUCGCUGUAUCAGAAAAUGUCGGGACAGAUCGACGAAUCGAUGUAGAGUUUGCAGUGAUAUCCGGCUACGUGUUAUACGAUCAACGGAUUUAUUAUGCGUU